Messenger RNA from Exophiala spinifera, 1092 nucleotides. RefSeq lists its product as uncharacterized. The transcript is spliced from 2 exons. Gene Ontology annotation, molecular function: actin filament binding. The record is from RefSeq and is a predicted model, not a curated record. The coding region runs from base 1 to 1092 and encodes 363 amino acids. Gene Ontology annotation, cellular component: Arp2/3 protein complex; actin cytoskeleton. Gene Ontology annotation, biological process: Arp2/3 complex-mediated actin nucleation. NCBI's taxonomy places the organism in Eukaryota, Fungi, Ascomycota, Eurotiomycetes, Chaetothyriales, Herpotrichiellaceae.
AUGUCCGGCCCGGAAGUUCACCAUCUUUUCCACGCACCCAUCGCCGACCACUCGUUCUCUUCGGACCGCCAGACGCUCGCGGUAGCCAAAGACAACAAUGUCGAACUCUACCACAAAUCCGGGUCCAAAUUUACAUUGAAAGAUGAGCUCAAGGGCCACGACAAGACGGUGACGGGUGUCGACAUUGCCCCGAACAGCGGCAUGAUUGUGACCUGUUCUCAAGACCGCAACGCCUACGUCUGGGAACCUUCUCCGACGGGGUGGAAACCGACGCUCGUGCUCCUCCGCAUCAACCGCGCCGCGACGUUUGUGCGCUGGUCUCCGUCCGAGAAGAAAUUCGCCGUCGGGUCCGGGGCGCGGCUGAUCGCCGUGUGCUACUUCGAGGAAGAGAACGACUGGUGGGUGUCGAAGCACCUGAAGAAGCCGAUCCGGAGCACGGUGACGACGCUGGCGUGGCACCCGAACAGCGUCCUGCUCGCGGCCGGCUCGACCGACUCGCACGCCCGCGUCUUCUCGGGCUUCGUCAAGGGCGUCGACGCGCGGCCCGAGCCCAGCGUCUGGGGCGAGCGGCUCCCCUUCAACACCGUCUGCGGCGAGUACCUCAAUGACUCGGCCGGCUGGGUCCACGCCGUGGCGUUCUCGCCGGGCGGCGACGCUCUCGCGUUCGCCAGCCACGACAGCAGCAUCACCGUCGUGUACCCCAGCGGGCCCGACGCGCCGCCGCGUGCCAUGCUGAGCAUCUCGACCCAGACCCUGCCGUUCACGAGCCUGAUCUGGAACGGCGACGCCGAGAUCAUCGCCGCCGGCUACGACUGCGAGGCGUUUCGCUUCCGUGGGACCGACGCCGGCUGGGAGAUGGUCGGCAGCGUCGAGGCAAAGACUCGUCCGACCUUGGCCGGCGCGCGGGAAGAGUCGGCCCUGCACAUGUUCAAGCAGAUGGAUCUCCGGGGCAAGGUCAAGGACGACACGCAGCUCAACACCACCCAUCAGAACACCAUCAACACCGUUAGGGUGUUUGAGGGCUCGGCGAACGGCGUGAGGAAGUUCAGUACCAGUGGUGUCGAUGGACGACUUGUCAUCUGGACACUCUAG